Messenger RNA from Caenorhabditis elegans, 1307 nucleotides. RefSeq names its product G-protein coupled receptors family 1 profile domain-containing protein (gene npr-21). Lineage: Eukaryota; Metazoa; Nematoda; Chromadorea; Rhabditida; Rhabditidae. Gene Ontology annotation, biological process: G protein-coupled receptor signaling pathway; signal transduction. Gene Ontology annotation, cellular component: membrane. The record is from RefSeq and is marked reviewed. The transcript has 10 exons. Gene Ontology annotation, molecular function: G protein-coupled receptor activity. The coding region runs from base 12 to 1100 and encodes 362 amino acids.
UUUCAGAACGAAUGGAAAGCGACUCCCCACUUAAUCAUCCUGUGGUACACUUUUUGCUCUGUGUAUCCUACCUUUUUGUCUUUCUGGCCACUAUAAUCGGAAAUCUUAUCAUUCUGCUGGUCUUCUUCUCGCAGAAACGAGUCCGAAGUGUGCCCAACUUCUUUCUGGCAAAUCUGACGGUUGCCGACCUUUUUGUCGGAAUCUUCUGCGUUCUCCAGAACGCUGUGAAUUUUGUAUUCCAAGGACAUGGACGGUGGCCGUUUGGCAAAGUGUUAUGUUAUUCAUACAUCUACGUACUACACUUCAUACCAAAUGUGUCGGCUGGAAUUCUGGUGCUGGUCUCGGUUGAAAGAUUGAUUGCGGUGCUCCGUCCAUUGCGGGUGCGAAGAGCAUUUUCACAAAAAGUGCUCAUCACAUCGUCAGCUGUUGUUUGGCUAACUAGCGCAGUUAUGAACACCCCAUAUGUAGUGGCUAGCCAGUUUUUAGAGAUAUCAGACGGGAAUGAGACAUACACAAUCUGCACUAGACGUCAUGUGGAAAUUUAUGGAUUCAACCUCCUGAAGCUAGUCGCCACUAUCAACUUCAUCGUCUGGUACGCCGUCCCUCUAGUAAUCCUUCUUUGCAUCUACGCUACCAUCGGCCUCGUGGUGAGCAAGGCCGCAACAAUCACGAAACACUCCGCCAACAAGCUUUUGCCAAGAUCAAGCUGGCGAUCCGAAGCCUCAACCGGCGGUGUGUCAGUGGAGAAGAGGAGAAAGGUUGGUCGUUUGGCAGUCGGAAUCGUCGUGGCAUUCGCGUUCUUCUCACUCCCGAGAUAUGUAUAUUUUAUGUGGACCGUCUGGCGAGAUCCGAUGGCGCCAAGAUGUUUGAACUGCCUUCAAAGUGUACUCCAACCCAUCAGUUUCCUGCUUCUGUUCUUUAAUGCCGCCGUCGACCCAUUCCUCUACGCAUUCCUUUCAACAAGAUUUCGUCAAAGCAUCAAAGAAACAUUUCAUCUUGGAAAGGUGCGUGAAAGCAACAUCGAGCAGUCAUCACGAGUGCGGCGUAAGGUGUUAAACUCGGAGUUGGAGACGGGUUACGAAUAUCAUAAUCACUCAUAACAAAUGUACAUACAUGCUUUAAAAUUCUAAUCCCACUUAUUCACACAUUCUCACACAUAUUGCGUUCUGUUUUUGUGAUCUCACCCAUGAUUUUCAAAACUUUAUAAUGCUAUCACCGUUUCUUUCCACAACAGUCUCCUGUCAAAUUUGUAACAUAUACGUAAUUAUGGAUAUAGUUUCUGUCAAUAAUGAAUUUGUCAAAAAAUC